AUGGAGCCAGACUCUAGCCAGGAGGAGCACAGAUUGAGCAUGAUGGAACUGAACUCAGAGAACAGGAGAGCCCACAACGAAUUUGCUACAGCUGAGAUGUCAGAUGUUGACAAGGGCUGCUUUACUACAGGGCCGCUUCGCUAUGCAGUUGACACGGCAUGGGACCCCAGGACAAGAAUACUAGGAGAAUCAUUGCAGGAUCCUGCAAUCGCCCAGAAGUUUGAGAGUGUCGCUGAAGACUCGUUUUUCAAAAAAUCGUUCGGGGGGCGCGUCGAAUCGAUCAUCAAGGCCUUGGCCCGCGCAGACCUUGUCAAGGAAGACUUUCCUUUGACCUGCCCCUUCUCUGUACUUGCACACGUCAUCAAGAAAGAUCUCCUGGACCCAGCAACGAGACUCGAGUCUCUCCCACUGUUCCUUGGCGUCGGUUCUGGCGGGCAGUGCGUGACUGUCUGGCCAAGAACAGCUCUCUGCUUCCAGCUCUUCCUCGCCCGCACUCGCAUCAGUAGCUGGAAACCAAUUGUCAAGAAAGAACAACAGCUCAGGGGGAUCGGCGCCACUUUCUCGACUCUCAAAUCCCUGCCCGCCUUCUCCGCCACCUCUCCGAACGCCUGUGCCACCAUCAGAAUCGUCUAUGGUGUCAUUGCCAGUCAUGUGGUCUGUACCGCGCUCGCAGCCGCCUACAUUGUCGAUUUCACAAUGGCCCCCUCUGCCGUCCAUGGAGAACCAGAUCACACCAUUUCAGUCAUCCGGCGCACGGCCCUCCAGCUUUAUGUCGUCUUCGUCGAGUGCACAGCGUCUGGCGCCGAUGCCUCGACAUCAUCCUCACAAGAUCCUCCGUUCGCCAUCUUUCGCCAGAUCAAGAGACGCAUCAAAUACGCCCCACGAGACUCAAGGGACCAUUUGACCGAGACCAUCCUGAAGACCUGCUUCACAGCAGCAUGGGAUGACCUCUUCGACGAUGUCUUCACCAUAGAGAAGAAGACCAAGGUGCUCGGUGAGCUGUCUGCAAAACCCUCCCUUCCUCAGGGCCUCGUUGACAGAGCGACCGAAAUUGUCAAGACAUCAAACCCCAAUACCUCAAACUUUCACAAGCAUAACCUGACAACAACGCUCAAAACUCCAUAUCGACAAGAGACGUAUCAGGAGAGACUCUCUCUCAAGUUUAACGACGCCUGGGACUCCGCAACCAAUAUACACAUUCCCCGCUCUUCCACCACCACCACCACCGCCACCACCAACAUCACCAACACCAACUUGGAUAGUACCGCUAAUGACUCAGGACCUGGAUCUUCGCUUAUCGGUGAGCAAGGCUGUCUAACCACAGAGGACGAGGAGGAGCUGCCAGAGGAAGACGAGGAGGAGAUCGCAGAUCUGUUGGAGCGAGAAGAAAAAGUCAGGUCUACCGAGAGACUAAAGACUGUAACGGUCUCGUUGAAGGAUAUUAUUCGAAAGGAGUUGGUGACUUCCAAAGUGGAUCAUGACACCGACAAGCCAGGGCUGAAGGUCUCGGCGGCGGACAAGUUGGUCGACAUUUUACUGGAGAAACAAGACACUCUCACAAACGCGACCGACGAGCUCGCGUGCAUUGCAAGGAAGACGUCACUACUAAAUGCAUUCACGAUGCCUGGAUCGAGUCGAGAAACUAGUUCGAGUCGUGCCCCCCAACAGUAUCCCCCAGUAUACGACAUCCGGACCGACCUCAUCCCUUCUUCCUUUAUUGCUCGCAACGAUACCCCAUCGUCUCUUACCCUCGCCCCCCUCCCGACACAUCUAGAGGAGUACAUCAACACCACCCCCAGCGGAACCGACCGACAAUGGACGUCCGAUCUACAACACUUGUUCUCGUACCAGCACCUCGGAUUCCUGUACAGCAAGUUCUUCAGCCCGCAAGGAAUCAACACAGACUCCGAGACGAAACACCCAUUGUGGAGCCAAUUGGCUGCGCACAUUCAGGCCCCUCCACUUGAGGCACUCAAGGCUACUUGGAGACCAGGGGAUGAACAUCCAAUGGCAGGCCUGUCAACGGUGUUUUGCGACUACAGGAUCGAACUAUCAACAAACAUUAAGAAUAUUUGGGACGGACCUCUGUAUGCGAAAGCGUUGGAUUUCUUACUGAGAUUCACCUUGAGAUUCCAACUGGCUCCUAACCGUGAGCUGAAGUAUUAUACAAAGGUGAAGGAUUUGGCCUCCAGGAAGAUGCAACAAAAACAGAGCGACAGGACACGAUCAAUCAGCUACAAGGCAUGGAAGGAUAAGACAGAGAGUCUGCAGGAUGAGUUGGGUCAGCUUGUUGCUAAGGGUGGUAUUGGACAAGGUGGCGCUCGCGAGGCAAGACUUGGUGGUGUCGAUCCGGUCAUGGAAGCGAGAAUGAUGUUGGAGGUCAUGGAAGAUGCACUGGAUGAGGUUGAUGAGGAGGCAGAAACUGAAGAGAACCAAGUUCAGGAGAACCAGGCCCAAAAGGACGUAUCAGACACUCCUCAAGCCAAGGAACCAUCUAGGUCUCAUCUAAAGUCUAUCCAGGCCAUCACCAAGAUCCUAUUGGAGUCGCCAAACCUCGACGUAUCACAACUGAAUGCGUCCUGGGUCCGGCGCACUGCCUACAAGCCUGAGGAUAUAACAGAUGACCAGUGUUACAAAGUCGUCAGGCUCGUCAAGGCUCUCCAUCCGUACACCCCAAAACGAGUUCCAAAGAGCUCUGGAGGGGGAACUUCGCCUCCGACCGCCAACGCCGCCGCCAUGAUCCGCAUUGUAUUGUUGUCCAACCAUGUACUCAGAUAUACAGGGUACACCGAGUUUACCAGGAGAUUCGCACCGGCACCGUCAGUCGCAUCAUUACAUCCUGUACCACUUGGAGCGGCCGGCAUUUAUGAUACUCUUUGUUGGAAGGCGGCAAACAAUUUCGACAUCUACGACCUAGACAGGCAGCCUAUCUCAUCCAUCGUAACCGCAACAAAACACAAGGACGCCGUCUUCUCUAACUUUUUCGACCUCGAUGCCAUCAACGCGAUGUGCCAAAAGUACAAACUUCGCUUCAGACAACGUCUGACAUUUGUGAAUCGCUAUACCAUUCGAAUUCUUGGUGAAGUGAUCCCUGAGGGAGUGGACCGCGGUGAUGGGGCUCCCGUCGUCAGUGUGUGGGACGAGUCCAGAAAGGAUAAGACGCAGAAACGUACAGGCAUUGAUUGGUCAAGAGAAGGUGCUCGAACAGGAAUAACACAACAAAUGGCCCAGGAGCGGCUGGUGACGAUGAACAACGAGAUCAAGGACGUUGAAACGGACCAAAAAGCCAAGCGGGACGCAUGGGUUGCAGCGGACAAAGAUCGACAUGAAGCAGCAGUGUACCAACGCCAGAUUAAACAGCUCUCCUCUCAGCAUCCAGGAUCGACAACGAAGGCGAACGACUCAAAGGCACGAAGACCGGAUCAGGAACAAGAUGCGUAUCGGGAACUUCAGGCGGCGCAGAUGAUCUCCGACGCUGCGUUUUUGGAUUGGAUGCAGAAGGACGAUGAGCUUCGGUCAAUGAAGGCUACCCGAUACGCGCUACAAAGGAUUCAGAAGACACGACCCAACUACGACCCCCCCUCGAACAAGGAGCCGCUCAGGGCAGACCCUACAUGGACGAGGCCCGCCGUCGAGGCCAAGACGGAGAAUCUUCACAUCGACUGCCUCCUUGGUGCAGUAUUGGCUGAUCCCUCCAAGGCCAUCGGAUUCGACGGUGAUGAUCCAGGACUUUGCAAACUCGAUACCUCGGCUACAACAACGCUGACAGGAGUUACCCAAUCAGUCAGGCAAUACUCGGUUCUCACAGGAAAUCCAUUCGCCUUACUCGCGGAGGUAGACAUGUUGGAGGAGAAGAAGUCCAAGGAAGAACAGGCGCAGGCCACGAUCCAUCAACAAUGCAUCGACACUCACAGACAUCGACACGCCCAGAAUGCCCGUCGCUCAUCUCGAAAGUCCUGUCGUGAAUUCGAGAACUCUUCCUGGAGGAUCAAAGAUCAGGCUACUCAGGAGAUUCAGACCAAAAGAGUGUACGCCACACUCGCAUCUGAUCAGCGCGACAAAGUCAAGGAAGUCGUCUUACAAGAGUCAAGGACAGCAGCACUCGACCUUCAGUUCCAAGGAUCCGAAAAGUCCGAGGCCGGUAAUACCUCUUCGUCCACCAGCGCCCAACCAAGCGAUACCAAGGCUGCGGCUGUCGAGUUUGGCCAUACCGAAUGCAAGGAAGUCACCAUUUCUCAAACCCGACAUUUAAUCAGUCGGAAUGAGGACACCGCCUCCGUCAAGGGCAAGGUCGUUGUAACAGAGGAGUCCAAGGACACAGAGUCGCAGGAUCGCGGCGGAAGCAAGCGAAACAAAGGUCUGGUUACCGAAAAGAAAAACAUCAUCCCAAUUGUGCUGCAUGGCGCUGCAGGAACGGCUGUCGGGUCCAGAAUCAAGGGCCAUGCCAAACGAGGAGGGAGCAAGCUCACCCAGCAACACCGCCAAUAUGGUCCUGUGGGUCACACCAAUGAGAACCGGACUAGUCGCUGGAUUGUCGCAACCCACGAUGUCCACGACGACAAGUAG
Linnemannia hyalina is the source of this 4566-nucleotide messenger RNA. The record is from the annotation of a GenBank genome assembly. Lineage: Eukaryota; Fungi; Mortierellomycota; Mortierellomycetes; Mortierellales; Mortierellaceae.